Hibiscus syriacus is the source of this 2345-nucleotide messenger RNA. RefSeq names its product phosphatidylinositol 4-kinase gamma 4-like. The transcript has 2 exons. Gene Ontology annotation, molecular function: protein binding. NCBI's taxonomy places the organism in Eukaryota, Viridiplantae, Streptophyta, Magnoliopsida, Malvales, Malvaceae. The record is from RefSeq and is a predicted model, not a curated record. The coding region runs from base 471 to 2264 and encodes 597 amino acids.
GGGCUCCGCUCGUCUUCUUCUUCCCUAAAGCUAAAACUAAUUUCUCCAUAACCAUCGGCUUCCAAAAGAAGGCAAUUUGACUUUCCUUAGUUCCAUUCCUCGCUUUAAAGCUUCACUUUCCUGCUUCCUCCUUUCUUCCGUUCUUUCUUCUGGUAAGAAUCCAUCUUUCAUUGUUAAUAGUCUCCGUACGCUCAAUCCCUAAACCCUAAUAUUAAGAUCAAGAUGAAUUGAGCUGUGUUUUCCUUAAAAUUUCCGUUUCUGGUACCUGGGGGUUUCGUUUUCUAGGGCUUGGGGUCUUUUCCUUGGGCCUGAACUGUGCUUUUUUUUUUCUUUUCCCGUUUGUAUAGAGUUGCUAGAUUGGGUGAUGGGGCAACUAUUGUGAAUUUGUACAGACUUAGUUUAAAUAUUUCUAGUCUUAUCUUUCUAGAGCGUUGAGAGGAAUUUGUUGUUCAACGGUUCGCUGUAAAAAAAUGUCCUCGGCUGGUCUUGAUGUUGUUACGAUUCGAAAUGAACCUUUGACUCCUUCCAGUCAUUUGAAUCUCAAAUUGGAUCAUUGCGACAACGAAUCUAUUCGGGUGUAUUUGGCAUUUUCUGGAUCGAUGAUUCCGAUGCGGAUUAUGGAAUCGGAUUCAAUUGAAUCCUUGAAGCUACGCAUUCAAACCUGUAAAGGUUUUGUUGUGAAGAAUCAGAAGUUGGUUUGUGGAGGCCGCGAGCUGGCACGGAGCAAUUCCCUUGUUCGUGACUAUGGAGUCAAUGAUGGGAAUGUUUUACACUUGGUUCUUAGGCUUUCUGAUCUUCAGGUCAUUAAUGUUAAGACUUGUUCUGGCAAAGAAUUUACAUUUCGAGUUCGACGGGGACGUGGAUAUGAUGUUAAUUAUGUGAAACGGCAGGUUGCUAAGAGAGAGAAAGGGUUUACUAAUCUUGACGACCAAGAAGUUGUUUUUGAUGGGGAGCAAUUAGAGGAUCAGAGGCUUAUUGAUGAUAUAUGUAAGCAUAAUGAUGCUGUGUUGAAUUUAUUGGUCCAGAAAUCUGCCAAAGUUAGGGUUAAGCCUUUUGCUAAGAAUUUUGAGUUGUCUAUUGUGGCACCAGAAUUGAAAGAUAAGCGAGUUAAUGACGUUGGUGUGACAGAUGAUAGAGUAAAAUAUGAUUUUUGUGGUGGAGAGAAUUAUAGCAGAGGAUAUGAAGUUGAGAGACAUGUUGUACCAAGGAAAACUCCUGACAGGGAUUUUAUACUGGAACCUGUUAUUGUUAAUCCUAAAGUUGAAUUGCCAUCAGUGAUUGUGGAAAUGAUUAACUCCACAUUUGACGGAUUAGAUAGCGGGAGAAGUCCAAUCAGGUCUACGGAGGGUACUGGAGGAGCCUAUUUCAUGCAGGAUUUGUCAGGCCAAAAGUUUGUUGCUGUUUUUAAGCCAAUUGAUGAGGAGCCUUUGGCGGUUAACAAUCCUCGAGAACUACCAAUGUCAUCAGACGGUGAAGGGUUGAAAAAGGGUACAAGAGUUGGAGAAGGAGCGUUCAGGGAAGUUGCAGCUUAUAUUUUGGAUCAUCCUAAGAAUAAGCGGCGCACUAUAUACGGUGAUGAGAAAGGUUUUGCUGGAGUACCUCCUACUGCUAUGGUCAAGUGUUUGCAUAAUGGGUUUAACAAUCCUAAUGGUUCACCAAAAGUCAAGAUCGGGUCAUUGCAGAUGUUUGUGGAGAACAGCGGAAGUUGUGAGGAUAUGGGUCCUAGGUCUUUCUCAGUCGACCAAGUACAUAAAAUCUCUGUUUUGGAUAUAAGGUUGGCUAAUGCAGAUAGGCAUGCUGGGAAUAUCUUAUUGGGAAAAGAUGAAGAUGGGCAGACCUUGCUGAUUCCUAUUGAUCAUGGCUAUUGCUUGCCUGAGAGUUUUGAAGAUUGCACAUUUGACUGGUUGUAUUGGCCUCAAGCUCGCCAAGCUUACUCACCUGAGAUAGUUGACUAUAUAAAAUCCCUGGAUGCUGAAAAAGAUAUUGCCCUUUUGAAAUACCUCGGAUGGGAUAUGCCACCUAAAUGCGCGCGUACCCUCCACAUCUCCACCAUGAUUCUCAAAAAGGGUGCAGCGAAAGCGCUCACUCCCUUUGUCAUUGGGAGCAUAAUGUGCAGAGAGAACUUGAACGGGGAGUCGAUGAUUGAGCAAAUUGUACAAGAGGCAGAGGAUCAUGUGGGUCCUAAUGCAAGUGAAGCUGCAUUUCUCAAAAAACUAUCCCAGAUCAUGGAUCACCGUCUUGAUGAGAUCGCUGGAUCGUCGUAAUUGUUUUUGGUCAUGCCAACCUCAAAUCGCCUGGCAUACUGGAUAUGGAAGCGCGAUGAUUUUAACUUAAGAAAAGGCUUC